Dunckerocampus dactyliophorus (ringed pipefish) is the source of this 3538-nucleotide messenger RNA. RefSeq names its product pyruvate dehydrogenase kinase, isozyme 4 (gene pdk4). Gene Ontology annotation, cellular component: mitochondrion. The coding region runs from base 206 to 1441 and encodes 411 amino acids. NCBI's taxonomy places the organism in Eukaryota, Metazoa, Chordata, Actinopteri, Syngnathiformes, Syngnathidae. Gene Ontology annotation, biological process: protein phosphorylation; regulation of glucose metabolic process. The record is from RefSeq and is a predicted model, not a curated record. Gene Ontology annotation, molecular function: pyruvate dehydrogenase (acetyl-transferring) kinase activity. The transcript has 11 exons.
ACAAACAGUUCAUUUUGAAGGGUCCAAACAUGCGAGUCGAAGAGGCCCGGGAGGAAACGAAGAUUUGAGAGCAGCCACCUUUAAAGAUGAAAUAAUGCUAACCGAGGAGUUUCUUUUUUGUGUAUAUGCUAGGUAAAAAGCAGCAAACUGGAGGAAGGAAAGGUAGUCACUUGCGCUCUCACAGCUGGGCUUCUUAACAGUAACCAUGAAGUUCGCUCAUUUUUUGAUGAAAAACAGCUCGGUGGCCAGCAUACCCAAGCAAGUGGAGAGAUUUUCCAAAUUCUCUCCAUCGCCUUUGUCAAUGAAGCAAUUCAUUGACUUCGGCUCGGCCAAUGCGUGUGAGAAGACCUCCUUUGUGUUCUUGCGGCAGGAGCUCCCUGUCAGGCUGGCUAACAUCAUGAAGGAAAUUGAUUUCCUCCCGGACAAGCUCCUCAGCACUCCUUCCCUAAAACUCCUCACCAGUUGGUAUUCACAGAGUUUGUUGGAGCUUAUAGAGUUUUUAGAGAAAGAUCCAGACGAUAAGGACGUCUUGACUAACUUCACACAGAAUCUGAUUACAAUCCGUAAUCGGCACAACAAUGUGGUGCCCACAAUGGCUCAGGGUGUGGUGGAGUACAAGGAGGCCUUUGGCGUGGACCCCGUGACCAAUCAGAACGUCCAGUACUUUCUCGACCGCUUCUACAUGAGUCGCAUCUCCACACGCAUGCUCAUGAACCAGCACACUUUAAUCUUCGACGGCAGUGUGAACCCGGCCCACCCCAAGCAUAUCGGUAGCAUUGAUCCCACCUGUGAUGUGGGGGAGGUUGUAAAAGAUGCAUAUGAAACGUCAAAGAUGCUGUGUGAGCAGUAUUACCUGACCUCCCCUGAAAUGGAAAUCUCACAAGUAAAUUCCAAGAACCCUGACCAGCCCCUCCACAUUGUUUAUGUGCCAUCGCACCUCUACCAUAUGCUGUUUGAGCUCUUCAAGAACGCCAUGCGAGCUACAGUAGAGACCCACGAGUCAAGUUUAGUUUUGCCUGCCAUCAAAGUACGAGUCUCACUGGGCACUGAGGACCUGACUAUCAAGAUGUCUGACAGAGGAGGAGGAGUCCCACUGAGGAAGAUUGAGCGUCUCUUCAGCUACAUGUACUCCACAGCUCCCAGUCCUGUACAUAUUGACAACGCUCGUAAUGCCCCCCUGGCGGGUUUCGGUUAUGGCCUCCCCAUCUCCCGUCUGUAUGCUAAGUAUUUCCAAGGAGACCUACAGCUCUAUUCGAUGGAGGGCUAUGGAACCUCAGCUGUCAUAUACUUGAAGGCCCUGUCCUCGGAGUCGGUGGAGAGGCUGCCCGUGUUCAACAAGUCAGCCUUGCGCCACUACCAGGCCACCAUAGAGGCCGACGACUGGUGCAUGCCCAGCAAGGAGCCAAAAAAGCUGGGCAGAAGCGAGAGGACACACUCAUAAUGGACUGAAGGAGGUAGUGGCGAAAAUAAUGGGAAAAUAGGACUGAAAAAAUAGAAGAAACAAGAGUUUGGCCAGUUCCAGUCAGAAGGUGACAUAAUUUCAAUUGAUCCUGAGACCAUGACUUUGCAGAUUUCCUGAGUGUGCAUUUGCCACUAUCCAGUUUUAGUUAUUUAAUUUUUAUAACAUUUUUACCCCAUGAAACUAACAGGUUAGCUGUGUUGAAUUAUGCUUUUUCAUUAAAAAAAAAUCUAUAAUGUUUCUGGAGACUUGCACAUUAUCUAUGGCCUUUUUAAAUUUACAACACAGAUUCAUUGAAUUUGUAGGUCGUGCAGAAAGAAGUUAUAAAACAAAUACUGUGUUAAAGGUGCUAUUUGUAAAAUCCAGUGUCACAUCACUUUAGUAUCCACUUAGUAAAACAGGUCAUAGGAUCCUUUUUCAUUUUUUGUACAUAAUCUUUUACAGUUACCUUUUUAUUUAGUGACAGUUUUUGAAAGUAUUGACUUCUUCUUUAUUGCAACAGCAAUAAAAACAGGCACCUCAGCCUGUUUUUAUGGUAAAGGGACCGACUGAUACUACCUAGCUUUUUACAAUUAGCAUCUUUAAUUAAGUUAUCAUAGCUAACACUCUUCCUACUGUUUGGGAGCAACAUUUCUUAGACGCAGGUGAUAGCUGUUUUACAUACAAAAGCAAAAAAAAAAAAAGGACAAGUGAAUGUUAUUUAAUUUUAAAAUAAGAUAUAACACUCUAAAAGAAGACAUUUUUACCUCUAGCUAUAUACACUCUGUUUCCUGUCAAAUGAUCUUCCAACUGUUGGACAUUGAGGUCGUAUGAAUGUCAACACUAAAAAGCCUAUUCCAAACAGAACCGCUCCUCCAGUAUUUUACCAUGGUUCUGUCCACUUGAUUUCAUCUUAUUUGCCUUUAUCUGCUUAGUCACUAUCUCUGUCAUGUGUUUGCUGCUGAGCUAGUUCAGGUCCUCAUUGUGGGCCAACUCAUUAACAAUCCAAACAAAGAAAACAAAUAUUACGACUGAUGAAUGUCAACUGAGAUGUGCCAUAUUUUAGUAUUUCAAAUUUUUAACAAUGUCAGCAAAUAGGACCCGUCCUGAACUGAAGCCAACUGAAAUAGUUGCAUGAAUAUACUCCAUGAAUGUUCAUUUCCGUAUGGAAAAAGUAGAUGUGCUUGUUUGAAAUGAGUACUGUUAUGUAUAUGAAGAUGUUUGAGCAACUGGAGGAGGAGAGAUGUAAUAUUUGCGCAUGAACACUUUCUUGCUGUAGCGAGAAGAAGGUGCUAUGUAAUAACAAAUGACCUUUGGAACUAACCUGCAUAUACUGUAUGCUGACGAACAUCACUUUACAUAUUAUGCAAGCUGUAUGGCUCUAUUAGAUAUUGCCUUUAAUAUCUUUAAAGCAUCCCCACACACUAUUCAUACUGUUUUACCUCUCAACCAUUUGUCAAGUUGAUCCCUGUAUUAAUUUCAUGUCAUUUACGUACAUUUCCUCUUAACUAAAGGUUUCCAUUUCACAUUGUAGUAUUGUCAUUCCCAUCAUGAUAUGGUUCAACACUAACCCCAAAAAAUAAAAUAGCAAACCUCAGAAAAUACCACAAAAAAAAAAAUACACCACUGCUCCAAAGCGUUGUUCUUUCCUUCAGCAGAUUUGUACACAGUUUGGUUACAAGAUAAAACAAACAUUUAAUAGAGCUACAUGCCAUCACAGUGUGUAUUAGGGAACAUGCAGCAGACACAGUCCACUGGCUCUGUUUGCCCCCUUCAUUAGUGUGCCCUGAUGACCCAACCUGGUUAUGUUCACAUCAAUUAUUUGCAUAAUAGCGCCACCCAGAUAAUGUUCUGUCUGCUGUAGUCUAGACCACAAGUAUGUCAGCAUACAGAAAUUGCCCCAAGGGCCCCACCACAAGCACAGGGGGUGCACUAGUACCGUUUUGAAGAUGUUUUUUCUUUUACAUGUUCUUUUACAUCUGGGAGGAGUUUUGGUACAGGUACCUCAUUGGUUCCUUUCAAAAGCUUUGAUGAAAUGCAAUAACGUAAACAUAAUAUGACACCCAAAAAUAUGAACAGAAAAUACAUUAUAUAUAGAAU